CAGCUCGUGUAGCUCCGGCUUGUAAAUCACUCGAAGCAUUUGCCGUCGAACCGACGCCCGCCGCGACGCGAAAAAUAGAUAUAGUUUGAUGUUGCUCCGGAAUUACUCGAAAUAAUAGAAAACGGCACUGACUGGACGACGCUGCACUAGUCACCACGCCCCGCGCCCUCUGUGUAGCCUGAAAAGAAAUUGGAAGACAAGAUGCCGAUGUACGAGAGGCCACCCUUCUGGCGAGUGCCCCACCAGCGCGCGGAUCCUGGAAGUGAGCCCAGGGACUUUGGACAGAGGCGACCUGUGACACCCGGCACUCCCGCGGGCAGGGAACUGGUACGCGGUGACAUUAUUGCAAAAAUCGACGAUUACGACGCACGCGACCUGCGACAUGAGGACGCACAGAAUCUCUUCAGGAAUGCACCCAAACAGAUCAAGUUGGUUGUACAGAGGGGCGGUGCGAGUGCCCAUCUAUACUCGUUGCCUCGAUCUCCGGGCAGCUUUGUAGGCCGCGUGCCCACGCCUACCUUCUAUCACGAGUUCGCUGAGGACGUGGAUCGCGAAGCACCGCGAGGAUCGACCCCAAUGGCGCCGCGCUCGCCCAUCCCCAAUGCCGCUGCUGCACCAUACAGGACACACAGCCCGAUGCCGCAACAGUUCCGGGGCCCGGAAUCGCUCCCGCGCACCCCGGUACCGCCCCCCGGCCACGGCCCCGCGGGACCCGCCGGCUUGCCGCAGUACACCUACCCACUGCAGCUGGAAGGAGAGUACAGGACCCUCAUGCUCUCACCUUCCUCCACACGUACCGAUGAAACAAUUGACGAGUCUAUCCAGAGUCAGCCAUACCGCACGACGCCCCUGGUUCUGCCGGGUGCGAAGGUCCGACGCGAGCCCGGACCCACCGAAAGCUACCUGCGCCAUCACCCCAACCCGGCGAUGCGCGCGCCCCCUAGCCACGACUACCGCGACACCCUUAUGAGGCAGAAGGUUGCCGAGUCGGUGUUGCAGCGAGUGGUCGGCGAAGAGGCGAACAAGGUGGUGCACAAGCAGUUCAACUCUCCGAUCAAUCUAUACUCUGAACAAAACAUCGCUAACUCGAUCAGGCAACAAACUUCGCCGUUGCCCGCUAACGGCCAUUACGGGCGGCCGCACGUUGUCAAGAGUCACAAGCCCACCGUGCUGUACGACCCCGCCAAGUCCGACACGUUCCGCGCGCUGCAGGAGGACGGGCUCGGCGGCGAGCUGCGCGAGGUGCCCGUGCCCGUGCAGACCAAGGUCUUCACGGCGCCGCCGCAGAAGAAAGCGCCACCUCCGAGGCCAGCAAAGCCGGAAGAGAAGCCGAAAGGAAAACAAGCGACCUUCGUGAAUUCCUUACAUGAAGAGCACAUCCAACAGUCGAACUCGUUCAAGCGCUUGAUGUACAACGUGCUGGGCGACACCGAAUUCUAAGGCGCAGCGCUACUCGUACUCACUACACUAUCGAGACAGUAUUACCUGCCGUCGUAGUGCAAGUUCCUGGCUAGUAUGGCAAACAAUACCGACGACACCCCGACACCCACUCACGCACGCUCUCGCGCUGCAUGUCGACUACGAACCUCGAAAACUGCACGAUUUGCCAUGUUAACACGAUGGACUGAUCUUUAGAGGGUUUUACGGCGGUUAGUUGCAGGCGCCAAAUAAUCUUAGACGUAAUGACUUGUUGGGGUAGCAACGAAUAAGACUAACAAUAUAUUUUUUAGGAAGCUAUUAUAAUAAUGCUCCUGGCAGUGUGUAAUAUUAUUUUUCGGUGGAUUUAAUUAUUCUAAUACUCGAGUAUUAGUGAUAUAAUUUAUAUUUACAUUAAGUAGAAAUGUAAUGUUUAUAACUAAGUGUUGAUUUUCUGUUUGUACAGAAAUAAUAUAUUGUUUAUGAAUACAUAUGAAAAAUGUUGAGUGUACAGUCUAGUCACUUCGACCCGAGCUCCGGUCGUACCCACGAGAAUGAAAUUCGAUCAACCUUAAAUAAAUUAUUUAUUUUUAUUUA
Trichoplusia ni (cabbage looper) is the source of this 2013-nucleotide messenger RNA. It is a transcript of the gene Zasp66, whose product is annotated as PDZ and LIM domain protein 3. Gene Ontology annotation, cellular component: adherens junction; Z disc; filamentous actin. NCBI's taxonomy places the organism in Eukaryota, Metazoa, Arthropoda, Insecta, Lepidoptera, Noctuidae. The record is from RefSeq and is a predicted model, not a curated record. The coding region runs from base 202 to 1440 and encodes 412 amino acids. The transcript has 13 exons. Gene Ontology annotation, biological process: actin cytoskeleton organization; muscle structure development. Gene Ontology annotation, molecular function: actin binding; muscle alpha-actinin binding.